Plutella xylostella (diamondback moth) is the source of this 1936-nucleotide messenger RNA. The record is from RefSeq and is a predicted model, not a curated record. Lineage: Eukaryota; Metazoa; Arthropoda; Insecta; Lepidoptera; Plutellidae.
UAUACCCGCAGCCUUACGAUGCGCGUGCGCAACGCAUGCAGCGCGCGCCGUCCGAAGCUGCGCAGGAGUGUCCGCCGUGGUCAUUCGCGAUGGAGCCGUGGAGGACGCUGCUCGUUCUGGCCGUGGCCGCCGCCGCCGCCGCCACCCCGCUCAUUGACCAACUCGCGCCUGGACAGGAAUGGCCCGCUCGUUCGUCUGUUGGUCAGCCGGGAGAUUCAAUAAAUGAAGACGUCAAAGUUGAGGACGUCUUCUCUGGAUCUACAAAUGAGACUGCAGUGGAAGAAGUGGAUGAAGAGGCAUUCGCUAAAGCCGUAAUAACGAAGGAAGUAGAUCUGACAAAGGAUGAAAUCACUAAAGUUGACUACAGCGGGGCCCAAGUCUGGAAGAUACAAACAAACAAACGAAGCGUAGUGGCUGUCGUAGGCAGAUUGAGACGAAGAAACCUCGUGUCAACAUGGGGCGGAAAUCAUACGCACAUGGAUAUACUUGUUAAACCUAACGCGGUCAAAAAUGUUACAAGAGCUUUCAAGCGGGAGAACAUCACAUACGAUGUCCUAAUUGAAGAUUUACAGAGACGAAUCGAUGAAGAAAACCCGCCAUUGGAUGAGAAUGAAUUGUCCCUUCAAGACAGACGAGCUAGAGCUUACAAUUUCUGGCGUUACAGGGCCUCUCACCGCCGCCUAGGCUUAGUAGGCGCUAUCAUGGGCUACAACUCCCUAAACCUACCCAUGGAGUAUUGGCCAAGUGCAAACUGGGGUCAUAAAAUGACGUGGAAGCAAUACCACAGGCUGGAAGACAUUCAUCAAUUCAUGGACUACUUGGCGAAAACAUACCCAUCUAUCAUAAGCGUAAACAGCAUUGGGAAAUCCCACGAAGGGAGAGAUUUAAAGGUUUUACGUAUAUCAGAUGGUAAGCCAACUAAUAAAGCCGUGUGGAUAGAUGGAGGUAUUCACGCUAGAGAAUGGAUAAGUCCUGCCACUGUCACUUAUUUCAUCAACCAGUUCGCCGAAAACUUCGACGUUGAGUCUGAUGACGUCAAGAACAUCGAUUGGUACAUUUUGCCAGUAGUUAACCCUGACGGCUAUGAGUUUACUCAUCUCGGUGAUCGUCUAUGGCGGAAGAACAGAAAACCACAGGGCACCACAAGGGUGUGUUUUGGCGCCGACCUCAACAGAAACUUUGGAUACCGAUGGGGCGGCAAAGGUUCUUCAAACAACCCGUGCAGCGACAUUUACCGCGGAUCAAGAGCAUUCUCAGAACCAGAAACCAAAGCUGUGUCUGAUUUCAUCAACAACAGUGCAGUAAAUUUCACAGCAUAUCUGACAUACCAUAGUUACGGGCAAUACAUCUUGUACCCAUGGGGAUAUGACUCAGUGGUGCCUCCUGAUUACCAGCAGCUAGAUAUUGUUGGAAAGGAUGUUGCUAGGGCCAUACAACAAACAGGAGGCUCUGAAUACAGUGUAGGGUCUUCCAGUGGCUUACUGUACCCUGCCGCUGGUGGCUCCGACGACUGGGCCAAGGCUAAGGGCAUCAAAUACACCUACACCAUAGAGCUCAGUGACACGGGAAGAUAUGGCUUCAUUCUCCCCGUGUCAUACAUAGAGCCUGUGGCUAGGGAGUCUCUAGCAGGCCUCAGGGUUUUAGCUGCUGCCGUUAAUAAGGCAUAGGUUGGGAUAAGAUUGCGUGCCAUUAAUUUAUUUGAUAUAUUUAUUUAUGUUUAUAUUAUGUGAUGUUUUCAAAUUCGGAUUUUUAUAGUGCCUUUGUCUAAAUUCAUAAAAUUAAGUACAAACAUAUUGUAAGGUACACAGUUGUCCUACUUUAUUAUGCCUUUUGCAGAUUAGUGUUAGUUUUAUUUUAAGAUAUAUUUUUAAGCUUUAUUGAAUAAUUCAGUUUGACUUGAGAAUGUAGUAGGUAAUAAAAUAAUUGCUUACUUAAA